AGCCACGCAGCGGAGCGGAGCCCGGGCGCGGCGGCCUCGGCCUGGGCGGCCUGCGCAGCGUGGGCGGCCCCGCGGAGGGACGAGCGGCGGGGCGCAGCGAUGGCCAGCGGCGGGGCGCGCCCGGGGUUGGCGGGGCCAAGAAAUCCAGUCCCGUGAUGCUCGCCCCUAUAGGACCUGAAUACCUUGGCUUGAGGCCCCAGCCCACCAUGCCACGGCCACCCUUGUGCCCUCGGACACAGCUACUGCUGCUGCUGCUGCUGCUGCUGCUGAGGGGUGUGUGGAUGGCCAUCGGCUCACCCCCAGCUGGUGUGGGUCCACAGCCUGCCUUCCGCACCUUUGUGGCCAGUGACUGGGGCCUCACCCACCUGGUGGUUCACGAGCAGACAGGAGAAGUGUAUGUUGGCGCAGUAAAUCGCAUCUACAAGCUGUCAGGGAACCUGACCCUGCUUCGGGCCCAUGUGACGGGCCCCGUAGAAGACAACGAGAAAUGCUACCCACCUCCCAGUGUACAGUCAUGCCCACACGGUCUGGGCAGCACGGACAACGUCAACAAGCUUCUGCUGCUGGACUAUGCGGCCAACCGCCUGUUGGCCUGUGGCAGUGCCUCACAGGGCAUCUGCCAGUUCCUGAGGCUGGACGAUCUCUUCAAGCUGGGUGAGCCGCACCACCGCAAAGAGCACUACCUGUCCAGCGUGCGAGAGGCUGGCAGCAUGGCAGGAGUGCUGAUUGCUGGGCCACCCGGCCAGGGCCAGGCCAAGCUCUUCGUGGGCACGCCCAUCGAUGGCAAGUCAGAGUACUUCCCCACUCUGUCCAGCCGCCGGCUCAUGGCCAAUGAGGAAGACGCUGACAUGUUUGGCUUUGUAUACCAGGACGAGUUUGUGUCGUCUCAGCUCAAGAUCCCCUCAGACACACUGUCCAAGUUCCCAGCCUUUGACAUCUACUAUGUGUACAGUUUCCGCAGCGAGCAGUUCGUCUACUACCUCACCCUGCAGCUGGACACGCAGCUCACCUCGCCUGACGCUGCUGGUGAGCACUUCUUCACCUCCAAGAUUGUGCGGCUGUGUGUGAACGACCCCAAGUUCUACUCUUACGUGGAGUUCCCCAUCGGCUGCGAGCAGGCUGGAGUGGAGUACCGCCUGGUGCAGGACGCCUACCUGAGCCGGCCAGGACGGGCCCUGGCCAAGCAGCUGGGCCUUGCUGAGGAUGAGGACGUGUUGUUCACCGUGUUUGCACAGGGCCAGAAGAACCGUGUGAAACCACCCAAGGAGUCGGCGCUGUGCCUGUUCACGCUGAGGGCCAUCAAGGAGAAAAUCAAGGAGCGCAUCCAGUCAUGCUACCGUGGCGAAGGCAAGCUCUCACUGCCUUGGCUGCUUAACAAGGAGCUGGGCUGCAUCAACUCGCCCCUGCAGAUUGAUGACGACUUCUGCGGGCAGGACUUCAACCAGCCGCUGGGGGGCACGGUCACCAUAGAGGGCACACCCCUUUUUGUGGACAAGGAAGAUGGCCUAACUGCCGUGGCUGCCUAUGACUACCAGGGCCGCACCGUGGUUUUUGCUGGCACACGCAGCGGCCGCAUACGCAAGAUUCUGGUGGACCUCGCAAACCCCAGCGGCAGGCCAGCCCUGGCUUAUGAGAGUGUGGUGGCUCAGGAGGGCAACCCUAUCCUGCGUGACCUCGUCCUCAGUCCCAACCGCCAGUACCUCUAUGCUAUGACGGAGAAGCAGGUGACUCGGGUGCCUGUGGAAAGCUGUGUGCAGUAUACUUCCUGUGAGCUGUGCCUGGGGUCUCGGGACCCCCACUGUGGCUGGUGUGUCCUGCACAGCAUCUGCUCCAGGCAGGACGCCUGUGAGCGGGCAGAUGAGCCCCAGCGUUUCGCCUCUGACCUACUGCAGUGUGUGCAGUUGACUGUCCAGCCUCGCAAUGUGUCAGUCACCAUGUCCCAGGUGCCGCUUGUGCUGCAGGCUUGGAAUGUGCCUGACCUCUCGGCCGGUGUCAACUGCUCCUUUGAGGACUUCACGGAGACUGAGAGCGUCCUGGAAGAUGGCCGCAUCCAUUGCCGCUCGCCCUCUUCCAGGGAAGUGGCACCCAUCACACAGGGCCAGGGAGAUCAGCGGGUGGUGAAGCUCUACCUCAAGUCCAAGGAGACAGGGAAGAAGUUUGCGUCUGUGGACUUUGUCUUCUAUAACUGCAGUGUUCACCAGUCCUGCCUGGCAUGUGUCAAUGGCUCCUUCCCCUGCCACUGGUGCAAAUACCGUCAUGUGUGCACCAAUAAUGCGGCUGACUGUGCCUUUCUGGAAGGCCGUGUCAAUGUGUCUGAGGACUGCCCACAGAUCCUGCCAUCUACCCACAUCUAUGUGCCAGUGGGUGUGGUAAAGCCCAUCACCCUGGCCGCACGGAAUCUGCCACAGCCACAGUCAGGUCAGCGAGGGUACGAGUGCCUUUUCCACAUCCCAGGCAGCCCGGCCCGUGUCACUGCCCUGCGCUUCAACAGCUCCAGCCUGCAAUGCCAGAACUCCUCGUACUCCUAUGAGGGGAAUGAUGUCAGCGACCUGCCUGUGAACCUGUCAGUUGUGUGGAAUGGCAACUUUGUCAUUGACAAUCCCCAGAAUAUCCAGGCCCAUCUCUACAAGUGCCCAGCCUUGCGCCAGAGCUGUGGCCUCUGCCUCAAGGCAGACCCACGCUUUGAGUGUGGCUGGUGUGUAGCUGAGCGUCGCUGUUCCUUGCGCCACCACUGCCCAGCCGACUCACCAACCUCCUGGAUGCAUGCCCACCAUGGCAACAGCCGCUGCACAGACCCCAAGAUUCUCAAGCUGUCCCCAGAGACAGGCCCUCGGCAGGGAGGGACUCGGCUAACCAUCACCGGCGAGAAUCUGGGCCUCCGGUUCGAGGAUGUGCGGCUAGGCGUGCACGUGGGCAAGGUGCUGUGCAGCCCUGUGGAGAGCGAGUACAUCAGCGCAGAACAGAUUGUCUGUGAGAUUGGUGAUGCCAGCACACUGCGGGCCCAUGAUGCCCUGGUGGAGGUGUGUGUGCGGGACUGCUCCCUCCAGUACCGAGCCCUGUCCCCCAAGCGCUUCACCUUUGUGACACCAACCUUCUACCGUGUGAGCCCCUCCCGUGGACCUCUGUCUGGAGGCACCUGGAUUGGCAUUGAAGGAAGCCAUCUGAACGCAGGCAGUGAUGUGGCUGUGUCCAUUGGCGGCCGGCCCUGCUCCUUCUCCUGGAGGAACUCUCGAGAGAUCCGCUGCCUGACACCACCCGGGCAGACCCCUGGCAGCGCCCCUAUUGUUAUCAACAUCAACCGUGCCCAGCUCUCCAACCCUGAGGUGAAGUACAACUACACUGAAGACCCCACUAUCCUGAGGAUUGACCCCGAGUGGAGCAUCAACAGUGGCGGGACCCUCCUAACAGUCACAGGCACCAAUCUGGCCACAGUCCGUGAACCUCGGAUCCGGGCCAAGUAUGGAGGCUUUGAGAGGGAGAAUAGCUGCAUGGUGUACAAUGACACCACCAUGGUGUGCCGGGCGCCGUCCAUAGACAACCCGAAGCGCAGCCCACCAGAACUGGGAGAGCGGCCAGACGAGAUUGGUUUCAUCAUGGACAAUGUACGAACACUGCUGAUACUCAACAGCUCCUCAUUCCUCUACUACCCGGACCCUGUACUGGAGCCCCUCAGCCCUACUGGGCUCUUGGAGCUGAAGCCUAGCUCCCCACUCAUUCUCAAGGGACGGAAUCUCCUGCCACCUGCUCCUGGCAAUUCCCGGCUCAACUACACGGUGCUCAUUGGCUCUACACCCUGUAUCCUCACCGUGUCUGAGACACAGCUGCUGUGCGAAGCCCCCAACCUCACGGGGCAGCACAAAGUCACGGUGCGGGCCGGGGGCUUCGAGUUCUCGCCUGGGAUGCUACAAGUGUACUCGGACAGCCUGCUGACACUGCCAGCCAUUGUGGGUAUCGGUGGGGGUGGUGGCCUCUUGUUGCUGGUCAUCGUGGCUGUGCUCAUUGCCUACAAACGCAAGUCCCGGGACGCUGACCGUACCCUCAAGCGGCUGCAGCUCCAGAUGGACAACUUGGAGUCACGCGUGGCCCUCGAGUGCAAGGAAGCCUUUGCAGAGCUACAGACAGACAUCCAUGAGCUGACCAGCGACUUGGAUGGCGCUGGCAUCCCAUUCCUUGACUACCGCACAUAUGCCAUGCGAGUGCUGUUUCCUGGGAUUGAGGACCAUCCUGUACUCAAGGAGAUGGAGGUGCAGGCCAACGUGGAGAAGUCACUGACACUGUUCGGACAGCUGCUGACCAAGAAGCACUUCCUGCUCACCUUCAUCCGUACGCUGGAGGCCCAGCGUAGCUUCUCCAUGCGUGACCGUGGAAAUGUGGCCUCACUCAUCAUGACAGCCCUGCAGGGUGAGAUGGAGUAUGCCACGGGUGUGCUUAAGCAGUUACUGUCUGACCUCAUUGAGAAGAACCUGGAAAGCAAGAACCACCCCAAGCUGCUGUUGCGGAGGACUGAAUCAGUGGCAGAGAAAAUGCUGACUAACUGGUUUACCUUCCUUUUGUAUAAGUUCCUCAAGGAGUGUGCUGGGGAGCCCCUCUUCAUGCUGUACUGUGCCAUCAAGCAGCAAAUGGAGAAGGGUCCCAUUGAUGCCAUCACAGGGGAGGCCCGCUACUCUCUGAGCGAGGACAAGCUCAUUCGGCAGCAGAUUGACUACAAGACCCUGACCCUGAACUGUGUGAACCCUGAGAACGAGAACGCGCCUGAGGUUCCUGUGAAGGGGCUGAACUGCGACACUGUGACGCAGGUCAAGGAGAAGCUACUGGAUGCUGUGUACAAGGGUGUGCCUUACUCACAGCGGCCCAAGGCUGGGGACAUGGACCUGGAGUGGCGCCAGGGCCGCAUGGCACGCAUCAUCCUUCAGGACGAGGAUGUCACCACCAAAAUUGACAACGACUGGAAGAGGCUGAACACACUGGCUCACUAUCAGGUGACAGAUGGGUCAUCGGUGGCACUAGUACCCAAGCAGACAUCUGCCUACAACAUUUCCAACUCCUCCACCUUCACUAAGUCUCUCAGCAGAUACGAGAGCAUGCUGCGUACAGCCAGUAGCCCCGACAGCCUACGCUCACGAACACCCAUGAUCACGCCAGACCUGGAAAGUGGAACAAAGCUGUGGCACCUGGUGAAGAACCAUGACCACCUGGACCAGCGCGAGGGUGACCGAGGCAGCAAGAUGGUCUCUGAGAUCUACCUGACAAGGCUGUUGGCCACCAAGGGAACACUGCAGAAGUUCGUGGAUGACCUGUUUGAGACCAUCUUCAGCACAGCGCACCGAGGCUCGGCCCUGCCUCUGGCCAUCAAGUACAUGUUUGACUUCUUGGAUGAGCAGGCUGACAAGCACCAGAUCCACGACUCUGAUGUGCGCCAUACCUGGAAGAGCAAUUGCCUGCCCCUGCGCUUCUGGGUGAAUGUGAUCAAGAACCCGCAGUUUGUGUUCGAUAUCCACAAGAACAGCAUCACAGAUGCCUGCCUGUCGGUGGUGGCCCAGACCUUCAUGGACUCCUGCUCUACAUCAGAGCACAAGCUGGGCAAAGACUCGCCCUCCAACAAGUUGCUCUACGCCAAGGACAUCCCCAACUACAAGAGCUGGGUUGAAAGGUACUAUGCUGACAUUGCCAAGAUGCCUGCCAUCAGUGACCAAGACAUGAGCGCCUACCUGGCAGAGCAGUCCCGGCUGCAUCUCAGCCAGUUCAACAGCAUGAGUGCCCUGCACGAGAUCUACUCCUACAUUGCCAAGUACAAGGAUGAGAUUCUGGUGGCACUGGAAAAAGAUGAGCAGGCUCGAAGGCAGCGGCUUCGGAGCAAACUGGAGCAGGUGGUGGACACAAUGGCCCUGAGCAGCUGAACCCUGGAAGUGACUACCCAGCAGGAGGCAGAGCAGGAGGGCAGCAGAGGAGGACCCAGGAGACAGCCCUUGGCCCACCUGUACCAAGUGCCAGGUGUGGGGCUGCAGUUGGGUCCUGGCCCUCGCCUUUCUCUCCCUGCCAUGCAGGGCCGAUUUUCAUCGCUGUGGAUGUGAGGGUUCCUGCUGAGCCACCUCUGUGCCUAGGGCUUGCAGCCUUGGGGCAAGGAUUGCACCACGUGGCUGGUCCUGCCCAGGGAUAUUUGCUGCUUGGCAAGAGCUGCUGGUGGCCUUCCUGGGAGAGAGGUGGCCUCUGAGGGGCCGAGAUAGAAGGCCAGGCCCUCCAGAGGGAGGACAACAGGACAAGGGUCUGGACCAAUUUGCAGUUCCUGGCUUCUCCAGAUGCUACCAGCAGGCAGAGUCUGAGGGAAAGGUGAGAUACCCAGGGCUGGUCCAAAAGAGCCACAGCCUGGGGCUGUCCCACCAGCCUCUACUCUAGCACACCAUGCUUGCCACCACCCUCAGAUUCACCGCGUGCUCUGCGCGGCCAAGGCUGGAGUGCCACAUCCUUCUGCUGGGGAGAGGCCCCACUCCCCUCCUAUGGAGGGCUGCAGACCCCACUCCCAAGUGACAUGCGGACAGCGGCUAGGUGAUCCCCUCUCUGUCCUCAGGGCUGUGCCUCUGGGAGCCUCCGGGCCUGGGGCUCUAUUCAGAGUGCAUGUUCCCAUUAUUUAUUCCCCUCCUCCUGCUCCUGGCUCAGCCCACCAUGGAGAUCAGGAGGAUAGCAGACCACCAUUCCUUCAUCCUCUCUCCUCCCUGCCCCUGACACUCACCGUGGCUUCCAGUCUGGCAUCUCAGCAGUGUCCUGGCCCCUCCACAGUGAGACAUCUGGGUACUGCUUUUAAGGGAACAAGAAAUCCUGCUGCAUUCUGCCUUGGGGGUGGGGGUCACUUCUGCCACCCAGCUGGCCGUGGGCAGUGACCCAAGGGACCGGAAGUCAGCUGUGUCUACCUUUGCCCUCAAGGAGCAACAACACAUUUUUAAUGGACCCUGUACAUAUAUAUGUAUGUGUAUAUAUAUAUAUGUGUGUGUGGCCCUGGCCCCAGUGGGGUGCUGUACAGUUACUUGAGGGAGGAGACACAGGAAGGCAGUUCAGGAGGAACCCAGGUGGAAGAGAGCAAAGCCAAGGGCCCUGGAGCUGCCAUCUGAUGUGGCCUCUGCUUCCCACAGAUGGAAGAAGCCGCUGCUCGAGAUUUGUGGUGCCCCGAGCUUUGGGUGCAGAGGCUGUGGACCUGCAUGACUGUGCUAGCGUUUAGUCUGAGUUGAUCUUUUCAAAUUGCAAGUGUUGAAUACUAGAGGUGGUUAGACCCUUUUUUAUUUUUAUUUUUUAAUUAAUUAGUCAUUGGGAAAGCAAGCGAGCGGCCUAUCCCCUUUUCGAGUUCACUUUUUCGAUGGUACUAAAGAUUAUAAUGGAUCUUAAGGGACAGCUAUCUGUGGCCAGGCCCAGCCUCAGUGCUGGGGACAGCACACACCACGUCCAUGGGCUGUUAGCCUCGUGGUCCUUCACACUCCAAGCUGGGGAGCCAGGUGGGACAGGGUGGAGGUCAGGUUAGAGCUGCACCUUUAGUCAGUAUGGGGCUGCGCAAGGACUCAGGGAGCUCCUCCUCCAUGGUUGUCAAGGGGCCGUGAGCUCUGGUGAGACCCCCACCUCGUCUGUGUGGCCCACUCCUUGGGCUGAUAUGGGGUCAGAGCCAAGGCUAGCCAGCCUGGAUAUAGCCGUUUCUCAGUAGCCCCUGUUGCCUGGGGUUUUACCCGUGGAUAUAUCCCCUCCUUCUUCUGAUGCCUCCGGGCUGUGCCUGGGUGGGAGCCUCAGUUUCCCCUAAAGUCUUCCCUGGAUGUGGGCUUCAGAUGGAAGCCCCCAGUUCUUCCAGCUCUGCCUGGACCACGCACAGCUUCUAGGCUCAAUGCCUUCACUGUCCAGCCCCACUACCCUGACAAAGGCCCCCAGGCUCCCUCAGAAUGGGACAACCUCACUCUACCCUACCAAGCCACCUCGUCCAUGUGGGUGUCCGGUGGGUGGUGAGGUGGUCUGGAGCAGCUUCCCCAGGGCAUCUGUUCGCAAGCACUUUAGCGUAUCUGUUUACAUGCGAGCUGCCCUAGCUGUUCUCGCCACACAUCUCGGCACAGCCAUCAGGGCCAGGCCUCACCUCCCUGCCACUCCUGGACUGGUGGUCUCUGACAUCUGCUUGUCCUUGGUCUUCAAGAGCCAUCCAUCUCUGUGGUACCCUGCAAAGGGCUCCACUCCAGCCACAAUAUGGCUUGGGGUUGGAGCCUACUCUGCACUGGGUAGUGGAUAUUCAGGGCCACCCUGUAAGUCCUAGGGCCCAGGGAGGUGGCCAAGCACUACUCCAGCCAUCCUGGCCCUAACACUCCUGGUACUGCCGUGCUGCCAUGGGCCCCAUCCCCAAAAGCCUAACUCCCUGCCUGGUCUUUCCCUGUGCACCCAGACUCAGAGUGCCUGGGCCCUUAUAAGCUGGGCCUGGGUGCCUAGCCUCCACAUACAACAUGCCUUGGGCUGGCCUGUGCUUUCCAGCUGCCCCACCCUCUUAUGGUUGGACAGCUGAAUAAGGCAGUAGGGAUGAGGGCCUGGAUGUGUCCUCUAAAGGCACAGCAUUGAGUUCUAGGCACAGGCCAUCAACCUCUGUUGUUACAGAGGGUCCCCACCGCCACCCCCUACUCCAGUUCCCCCAGUUUGGAUCUGGUGGCUCACAUCGGUGCUACACAAGCUAGAGUAGAUAUAUUUAGAGAGAGAGAUAUUUUUAAGGCGAAGCCCAUGAUUAGCUGUCCUUUAAUGCCGCAGAACACUCCCCUCCCCCCACCCAAAAAAAAAAAAAAAAAAAACUGGUCAUUUGAACGGUCUGAGUAGACCAGGCCUCGGCCAUUGCUUCUCUGGAAGCGGCAGAGCCAAUACGCUCAGCCAUCAGAUGUGUAAAUAUACGGCUAUUUCCUAUUUUACGGUUCUUCAGAUUUAGUACUUGUAAAUAAACACACAUUAAGGAGAGAUUAAACAUUUUUGCUAAA
Molecule: messenger RNA, 8975 nt
Organism: Meriones unguiculatus (Mongolian gerbil)
Lineage: Eukaryota; Metazoa; Chordata; Mammalia; Rodentia; Muridae
Gene: Plxna1
Product: plexin A1
Exons: 32
Coding region: 156-5897 (1913 amino acids)
Biological process (GO): regulation of cell shape; positive regulation of axonogenesis; negative regulation of cell adhesion
Cellular component (GO): semaphorin receptor complex
Molecular function (GO): semaphorin receptor activity; protein binding
Source: RefSeq, a predicted model, not a curated record